This is a messenger RNA of Chara braunii, 1125 nucleotides long. The record is from the annotation of a GenBank genome assembly. Lineage: Eukaryota; Viridiplantae; Streptophyta; Charophyceae; Charales; Characeae.
CACGGAGACCAAUGCCACCGAACUCUGCACAUGGAGAAGGAGAAUGCCGCCCGACGGGAAGCCAUCCGACUCCAACAAGAAGCGGAACAGGCAGCACGUCAGCAGGCCGCUGCCGACUCUGCAGCAGCUGCACGGCAGCAGCAGCAGCAGCUCGAGGCAAGUCAGACUCAGGCUCGGUUCCAGGCUGCCAUGAAUCUUCUCCACGAAGAAGCCGCAUACGGCAGAGUACUUCGACAGGAGCACUUCCGAGCAACUGAGGAGCAAGAAGAACCAACCGAGGACGAGAGAAAUAGGGAAACUACAGCAGUCUUGAUUGAGAACCUGCUGUACACGUGCAAUUGGCAGCAACGUGAACUAUUGGCUAUGCGGCAGGUCCUCAUCCGCCAUGAAGGCAACUUCAAGGCAAUGGAUCAGAACAUCACUGCCCUGCAGGCCGACACCGGUGUGCUGCAGGCCGCCGACAGCCAACAGCAGGCCAUCAACGACCGACUGCAGAACUCCGUCGAUGCCGGGAUGGCACCACUGUCCGCAGUCGAGUCAACGGACGGUGCAGUUUCAGACAGCAGCCCAGCUUUGGCCGCUCAAGCCAAACAGCUCGAUGAGCGAAUCAAUCACAUUGUCGCAUCCCUUGGCGACAUCAGCAAGUUUGCUGGAGCGUCGACAGUCAGCAAUCAGCUGCAGUCGCUCAGCGACCGCGUCGACCAACGACCGGCCGCUGCCGCCAAGGAAUGGAAGAUGCCGAACUUCAAGAUCGAGAAGUUCGACGAUUACCAGAAGACUGAUCAGCUGCAAUGGUGGAUGGCGUUCAACACGGAGGCCGACGUACAUCAUACUCCGCCCCUACGGCGGAUGGACGCAUUGUACCUCCAACUUAUAGGCGGGGCGCAAGCAUUCAUGACGCACAUGGCCGUCACGCUCGAAUGUACCAUCGCCACCCUCCACACGAAGAUCACGUGGGAGGAGUUUGAAAAGAAGUGGAAGACCCGGUUCAUGAUGAACAACGACAAGCCUCGCGCCUUGAACAAGAUCUUCCACAUCUUCUAAGGCCAGCAACCUUCGCGGGAAUGGCUGACGGAGUGGCAAAGACUCGUCGCCACCCCGGAGUUGAACCUGCCAUUUGACUCA